AUGGCGGAGGUGCGGUGCUUUCGGACCUUGUGUUCUGUGUCGCCGUUACUGUGGCCGAGGAACGGGAUCCUCUCGACUCUCGUUGUCGGCAGCGGAGAUGGGGGAAGAGGAGGCGGGAAGAAUACAAGAGUUGGAGACAGGCGGCGAUCGGAGGAGCUAGGGAGGUGGAUGCCGAGGCUGAGUCGGAGGUUGAUGGAGGGUGGGCUGGGAUGGGUCGGGUUGAAAACGUUGGGCCUUAGGCGUUGGCCCAAGAGAAUGGCAGAGAUCUGGGGCCGAAGUGGGCCUCAGGAGCAGCCCAUAAUGAAAAACGUCAGUUAG
Molecule: messenger RNA, 318 nt
Organism: Striga asiatica
Lineage: Eukaryota; Viridiplantae; Streptophyta; Magnoliopsida; Lamiales; Orobanchaceae
Source: the annotation of a GenBank genome assembly